CUCGUUCAGUUGACGUCGGGAGCUGAACGAAAAUAGCACGAUCGCGACGACGUGUUGUGUCGCUUGGUCGAUCGGUCAAACCAUUAAACCUUGCGGCGAUAAUCAGUGACAGCUUAGAUCAAUACUCUGAACAACAAACUACAUUACUGUGAUUAGUGUUUUGCGCGUUGAGAACGAUUGGAACGCCAUCGAAGGCCGAAAAAAUAAUGCAAUAAACGUUUGCAACAGACGCGUGUAGGUGGUGGUUUGUUAUGAAACAUUUUGAGGUUUUCUCAAGAAAUUCUCAACGCAAAAAGGAAGUCGCAAAAGAAGUUGCAAUCUACUGAAACCAGUAUGCAGUGAUCUUGUCAUCGGGAUCAGUGCAACCAAGCAUCCAGAAUCUCAUAGCCCUACUGUCAACAAGAUCUGUACCACCAUGAACACUCACCGAACCCUUGCACUAACAGCCAUCCUGCUCAUCUCAUCGAUCUCGACCAAUUCAGCGGAAGACCAGACCGGCAGCAGCAAGGUCCGUAGGAAGCGAUUUGUCUGCCCGGAUGAAUCGACCAUCUCGGAUUGCACGUGUCAGGAGUUCGGGACCCAGUUCAUGUUCAACUGCCCGCAGUCCAAUCCGACGCUGGAAAUAACGGUAAACGAAGCCAUACAAGCAGUUCAACUCAAAUGCCGAGAGCGGUACGAUCUCAAUAGCCUGCCGAAUCUGGCAAUCGGCAACAUCAGUCUGCUGGUCGUUAAGGCCUGCGUUUUGAACGAGACGCAACCCAUUCUGGAGACGUUCGGUUUCCUGGGAGUUAACAACGUUAGAGCGCUGCUGUAUGAUGACUAUCACGACCUUCAAACGAUUCCGUAUAGUCGAACGCAUUUUGAAGGACUGGAAAACCUGGUAAAUUUGACCUUGACGCGUGGAUUCGGAAUUCAAGAGAAUACCUUUGAGCGUUUAUCGAACCUUAAACGGUUGAACAUCCAAAAUAACAGACUGGAACUUCAACGUGGUGUGUUCGAUGGUUUGCCAAAUUUAGAAGUUCUCAGUUUGGAGUACAACAAAAUCGAUCACCUGGAAUUGGGCUUGUUUAAGAAGCUAGGAAAACUAGAAGUGCUCUCGUUAGCUCGCAACAAUAUCAAGAACAUCAGCAAAGAGGUGUUCAACGGUUUGAACAACUUGCGUUUGCUGGACCUGCGGACCAAUAGCAUCGCAUCACUGGACACAGACGUUUUCACUAUGCUACCAGAACUUACUGAAUUAAAUAUCGGAUUCAAUCCGAUCAGCAAAUUCCCGGAAGGCACGCUUUCUGGUAAUCGAAAACUCAAAACCUUCGGUUUGCGUAAUAACAAGAAUUCAUUGAAAUCCCUUCCGGAGGAUUUCCUUGCUAGCCUACCACAGUUGAAAAUGGUCAACCUGGAUUACAACAAAAUAAGCCAUCUACCGGACUCACUUCUUCAUCAAUCGGUGGAGGUCGUUGAACUUAAUCUUGCUCACAAUAGAUUAAGAAGCUUACCGGAAAUGCUGCUGCGUGAUCAGCAUCAGCUCCGGGAUCUCAAUCUCGGCCACAAUCUACUGGAAACGAUUCCCGAUGAGCUUCUGGAAAACUGCCGGGAGCUGAUCACACUGCGCUUGUCAAGCAAUCGCCUUCAGAGCUUAUCAGGAAACGUCUUUGGUUACCUAAAAAAUCUCAAGAAGUUGUACCUGGAAAACAACAACCUUCAGACCAUCGAUCAUUUUACCUUCAGCGCUAACAGAGCCCUAGAGGAGCUGUACCUGCAAAACAAUCAACUGGCGUUCCACGCCACCAGCUUCGUACAGGACGAACUGAACAUUGGCGACAGUGACAACACGCCGUUCCAAUAUCUGAUAAAACUUCGCACCCUCAAGUUACAGAACAAUAGCAUCUCGACAAUCUUCAUGGACUGGAACAUCAACAAUUUGGAACUGCAAGAGCUGGAUCUCAGCAAUAACCUAAUCUCCAAACUCCAGUACGCUGACCUGCAGUUCCAAUCGAGCAUCUCCGUGAAUCUUUCCAACAACAACAUUUCGUUGAUCUCCAUCGUAAUCGAUCAGCUGGAGUUGAAGAAAAAUCAGAAAAUCAUCGUUGACCUCAGCAAUAACCCCCUGGACUGCAAUUGCAACGUCCUCGGCUUUGUCAAGUAUGUCCAAGAUAAAAGCGAUAAAGCGCUACAAUUCAACACCGAUCGUCUACGCUGCGCUGAACCCGCAAAUCUCCGCGAUACGUCUAUAAAAGAAGUGAAAACCGAAGAUCUCAAAUGCAGGCUAACCGAGAGCUGUUCAACGGAGUGCAGCUGUGAUCUACGACUGGUAGAUUACACGAUCGUCGUCAACUGCAAUGGGCGUGGUCUUACCCGGGUUCCAGAACUUCCACCACCAGAUCAAUUCGAGGAUUUUAACUCCAUCGAACUGCACAUCGAAGACAAUCUACUGACCGAACUGCCCACUUCAAAUCUCCUCGGUUACGAUCAAGUCACACAGCUGUACGUCCGCAACAACUCCAUCGGUCACUUGCAUCCCGAGAAUCUCCCCAACAAUCUACGCCUCUUGGACCUUACCCAAAACCAACUUAAAACGAUAGACGAUUCCACAAUAGCAUUUCUCAACCGCACCAGCCACCUCUCCAGCAUCCGACUUUCCAACAAUCCAUGGCGUUGCAAUUGCAAGAAAUCUCGCUUGUUGAUCUUUAUCCAACGUAACCAGAACCGAAUCGUGGACAUGCCAGAGAUCCUAUGUGACGUCACAGGUCGACCGCUUGGUUCCAUUACCGUGAACGACCUGUGCAACGAAGAUCUUACCAAGCUGAUCGUGAUCUGUAUAGUGGUGGCAGUCAUGGGGCUGACAGUGGGCCUGCUUUCGACGUUGUUCUACCGGUACCAAACGGAGGUCAAGGUGUGGUUGUUCACGCAUAACCUAUUUUUGUGGCUCAUUACCGAGGAUGAACUGGACCGAGACAAGCGAUACGAUGCGUUCAUUUCCUACUCGCAUUUGGACGAAGACUUCAUCACCGAUCAACUGGUGCCGACGCUGGAGAAGGAACCGAUGUGCUUCAAGACCUGCUGGCAUGUUCGGGACUUUAUGCCCGGCGAGAUGAUCAUCACGCAGAUUAUCAAAUCAAUCGAAGACUCCCGCCGGACGGUGAUAGUGCUCUCGAAGAACUUCCUGCAGUCUCAGUGGGCAAAGGAAGAGUUCCGACAGGCUCACGUUCAAUCGAUGGAGGACAACCGGGUCCGAGUGAUCGUCGUCAUAUAUGACGACAUCGGAGACGUCGAAAAACUAGACCCGGAGCUUAGGGCGUACCUCAAGACGAACACCUACGUCAAGUGGGGUGAUCCGUGGUUUUGGGACAAGCUCCGGUACGCCAUGCCGCAUCCACUGAAGAUCAACGGACUGAAGAGGGUGGAAAAAGAAAUUCUGCUGGAGCAGGUGGAUGCAACUGCGCCGAAGACUGUGUUAGGUUGAAUCUUGCCAACUGUUGAAGAAGAAUACUCAAGGGACACACACACACCAUGAUUCGUUGGGAUUGGAACUUAUACAGAACCAUUAAAAAAUGCCAUAAUGUACAAAAAAAACCAUUGCGAAUGGGAGGAGUUGACAGGUGCUCACCGCGGACAACAAUGAAAUCAAUGGGUGUUUAUCGAACUAGCAGCAUGACUGUGACGUAGCAAUUAUUGCUCCUUCAAUGACUGGGGCAAUCGAAUGCACAAGCAGUGGCGUCGCGUAACCUCACUUUUUACCUCUUGAAAAACGUAAACAAUUGAACAAAAAUGCUUUAAUAGAUACAAAUCAGAGAAACCUGAAGGUUCUGUGCAAAUUGGAACCGCUUUGGGUAUACACACUUUGAUCUUUAUGCCGAGAUUGGCACCACCAAGCAGCUCGGUCUUUGGUUUUACUAAGAAAUCAGCAAAAAAUCUGUUUGUUAGCUGAUUCUCGCCAAGUUUUUCACUCGGUGUGUAGGAAUAUAGAUAUAAAUUGCGGUUUUAAGUCAGAGAACAGGUACAAAGUGAGGUUACGCGACGCAACUGGAAAUUUAAACAGUUGUGCUGUAUACGCUUAAAAUUUGUGAAAACUUACUAAUAAAAUUCAGGCAAAUCUCCAAGUCAUUGAAUUAAUACGUACUGUUAAGAUAAUUUUUAGUUUAUUUAGUUUAGGAAAUAUAUUUCUAAUGAGCAAUUUUAAAUCAGAGGUUU
This is a messenger RNA of Ochlerotatus camptorhynchus, 4188 nucleotides long. RefSeq names its product protein toll-like. The transcript is spliced from 3 exons. The coding region runs from base 416 to 3460 and encodes 1014 amino acids. NCBI's taxonomy places the organism in Eukaryota, Metazoa, Arthropoda, Insecta, Diptera, Culicidae. Gene Ontology annotation, molecular function: transmembrane signaling receptor activity; protein binding. Gene Ontology annotation, biological process: inflammatory response; innate immune response; toll-like receptor signaling pathway. The record is from RefSeq and is a predicted model, not a curated record. Gene Ontology annotation, cellular component: plasma membrane.